Topomyia yanbarensis is the source of this 3106-nucleotide messenger RNA. It is a transcript of the gene Vps35, whose product is annotated as vacuolar protein sorting-associated protein 35. The record is from RefSeq and is a predicted model, not a curated record. Gene Ontology annotation, biological process: intracellular protein transport; retrograde transport, endosome to Golgi. The transcript is spliced from 7 exons. Gene Ontology annotation, cellular component: retromer complex; retromer, cargo-selective complex; late endosome. Bases 321 to 2744 code for a protein of 807 amino acids. Lineage: Eukaryota; Metazoa; Arthropoda; Insecta; Diptera; Culicidae.
AAAGUCAAAAAUCUCUGGCAGAGGUGACACAUUUUACUAACACAACUUACUUUUCGGAACGAAAAAUAAUUUACGGCAGAGUUUUUGAUCGCGAGUUUUAUAAUAAAGUGGGAUACUAAUUGCAACAAAUUGCGUUUGAUACCAUCGACAAAAGCAACGGUUCCAGUUUUGGUUGGGACCGUCAGCAUCGAUUCCAGCUAGAAUAAAACACUUUCCCGGAUCGGACGGCAACAAAAAAAAUCAGCAGCAGCAAAAUCUCGUAGGAGGAAACAAGAAAAACAGUAUACAUAUAGCUGCGAGCAGUCGAGCGAAAAUUAAACAUGCCUCAAACUCCUAUUAAUUCGCUGGAUGAGCAGGACAAACUGCUGAGUGAUGCCAGUACCGUGGUGCGUGCCCAGGCAUUCCAGAUGAAGCGCUUUCUGGACAAGAAUCGCUUGAUGGAAGCAAUGCGCUGUGCCUCGACGAUGUUAGGUGAGUUACGUACUUCGUUACUCUCACCGAAAAGCUACUACGAGCUGUACAUCGCCAUCACGGAUGAGCUGAGGCACUUUGAGCACUAUCUGCUGGAUGAGUUUCAGAAGGGCCGCAAAGUUCCGGACCUGUAUGAACAUGUGCAGUACGCGGGUAAUAUUGUCCCCCGGUUGUAUCUGCUGAUCACCGUUGGGUUGGUGUACAUCAAAACCAAUUCGUCGUUGAAGAGGAGCAUUUUAAAGGACCUAGUUGAGAUGUGUCGCGGUGUUCAGCAUCCUCUUCGUGGUCUAUUUUUACGCAACUAUUUGCUUCAGUGUACUCGGAAUAUUCUGCCGGAUAGCCUGAGUACUACAGACGAGAACGAAGGGAUCGUCAUUGAUGCAAUCGACUUCGUUCUUACCAAUUUCGCGGAGAUGAACAAAUUGUGGGUUCGAAUUCAACAUCAGGGUCAUUCUAGCGAGCGAUCGCGUCGUGAAAAGGAGCGGGAAGAGCUGAAGAUUCUUGUUGGGACUAAUUUGGUCCGAUUGUCCCAGUUGGAGUCGGCUAGUUUGGAGAUAUACCAACGAUUGAUUUUACCGGGGAUUUUGGAGCAGGUCGUAAGCUGUCGGGACGCUAUUGCCCAAGAGUAUUUGAUGGAGUGCAUCAUACAAGUGUUUCCAGACGAAUUUCACUUGCAGACUUUGGAUCCGUUUCUGAAGUCUUGCGCUCAGCUUCAGUCCGGCGUCAACGUCAAAAACAUCAUAAUUUCGCUGAUCGACCGCUUGGCAUUGUACAACCAGCGGAACGAAAAGGUUACGCAGACCACUUCCGGAACGGAAGUCAUCUCGGCUAUUCCCUCUGAUGUUCAGCUAUUUGAGGUUUUCAGUACGCAAAUUGCGUACAUUGUUCAGCUGCGGACAGAUAUGCCUUUGGAGGAUACGGUCUCGCUGCAAGUGGCACUAGUGACCCUCGCCCAGAAAGUUUACCCGGACCGGGUGGACUACGUGGACAAGGUGCUGGAAACGACAGCGCAGAUUCUUGACCGGCUCAACAUGACUAAGUAUUGCAUCUCACAUUCCCUGUCGGUCAACCAGGAACUGUCUCGUUUGCUUCGUCUGUGCGUGGACUUCUACAACAACGUGUUGACCAUUUUCCAGUUGCAGUAUUUUACGCCAUUACUGGAGAAGUUCGAUUACACCUCACGGAAGUCCCUUUCGUUGUACAUUGUAAUGAACGUGCUGGAGAACGAAACCUUAAUUCCAUCGGCCGAGCAUGCGGACAGCAUUUUGACAAUGCUGUCGCCGCUAAUUUGCGAUCAGGAGGAUCAACCGGCGGAUAAGAUUGACGUGGAAGAUUUCGCUGAAGAGCAAGGGAUUGUCGGGCGAUUUGUGCAUCUGCUCCGCUCGGAGGACCCGGACACGCAGUAUAACAUCCUAACCGCUGCUAGGAAGCAUUUUGGGUUGGGCGGUCAACAGCGGAUACGAUUCGUACUGCCGCCAUUAGUGUUUCAAGCUUACCAGUUGGCUUACAAGUAUAAAUCAAUCGCCGCCGAAGAUGAGUUGUGGGACAAAAAGUGUCAGAAGAUACUGCAGUUCUGUCACACCACAAUCGCCGUGCUGGCUAAAUCGGAACUUCCGGAUCUGGCAUUGCGAUUGUAUCUGCAGGGGGCGCUUUGUAUUGGACAAAUUGCCUACACAAAUCACGAAACUGUAGCGUACGACUUCAUGACACAGGCAUUCUCCUUGUACGAGGAUGAAAUCUCCGACUCAAAGUCACAGUUUGCAGCCAUUACACUGAUCGUUUCUACCGUGGAGCAGAUGGCUUGCUUUUCCGAGGAGAACGCUGAACCUCUGCGUACGAAUUGUGCGCUGGCGGCAUCGAAAUUACUAAAGAAACCGGACCAGUGUCGAGCAGUGGUCACCUGUGCCAGUCUAUUCUGGAGUGGAAAACAAAACGGCCAGGAGCUACGCGACGAGAAGCGAACUCUGGAGUGCCUUAAGAAGGCAGCUAAGAUUGCCUCGCAGUGUCUGGAUGUUGGCGUCCAAGUGCAACUGUGUGUAGAGCUGCUGAACCACUAUUUGUUUUACUAUCAGCGAGGCAACACUCAGAUCACGGUGUCAAUGCUCAAUCAGUUGAUCGGCAAAAUCAACGAGGAGCUUCCCAACCUGGAACCGACGGAGGAGACUAAGCAAAUAGAGAUGCACUAUCAGAAUACACUGGCCCACAUCCGGAGUAGGAUGGAAUCCAACGACAAUAGUCUGGAGGUUUCCUUCGCCGGAAUUACGCUAAAUUAAAUUGUUGAGCAGUUUGGUUUAUUUUUAACUCAUCGCUCUUAUCAAAACUUAUGGAUUGCAAGAUAAGUUUAAAUAUGGAUGUUUUUAACACUCAUUCAACUGGUCAAAUUACCCAGUUUGGUUGUUAGCAAGAAAACUUUCAAUUAUGAGGUGCGUACGGCGGCGGGCAGAAUGGCAAAGUUUAACAAUAUAUGAAGCUGAAGUAGAGAUCUAUAAUACUGAGGAGACUAGACACUAGAGGAAGAAUUAUUCAAUAUUUGGAAAGAUUAUACCUAGUAUCGAAUGUAGAUUAUGAUUAGUUACGUAAUAAAUAUCGAAUGCAUGGUCAUUUCAAUAAAAGUAACUUAUAAAGUGUAACACAA